This is a messenger RNA of Linum trigynum, 2187 nucleotides long. Lineage: Eukaryota; Viridiplantae; Streptophyta; Magnoliopsida; Malpighiales; Linaceae. The record is from the annotation of a GenBank genome assembly.
GCCUAUCUACUAUGCGUCGAAGACCUUGAACGAUGCCCAGAAGAACUACACCACUACACAGAAGGAGCUGCUUGCAGUGGUGUAUGCUUUCGACAAGUUCUGACUGUACCUUGUGCUUUCUCAUGUUAUUUUCUAUACCGACCACUUAGUCAUUCGCUAUUUGAUGGCCAAGGCUGACGCCAAGACGAGGUUCAUCCGCUGAAUCCUUCUUCUGUAGGAGUUUGAUAUAGAGAUUCGGGAUAAGAAGGGAGCGGAGAACAUCACAGCAGAUCACCUCUCACGGUUGGAAGCCUCUCUGGUGGACAACUUUGUGGAGGAGAUAAACGACUCCUUCUCGGACGAGCGACUUUUGGCACUAUGCUUGGUGGAGAGUGUCAUUCCGUGGUAUUCUGACUUUGCCAACUAUCUGGUAGGCAAGUGAUAGACCAUUAAUUACAUAUUUUUAUACCUCUAUUCUUCAGCCGUUUGAGAGUCAAUUCUCGUGUAUUAAUCCAAUUUCAUGCUAGGUUGUGUGUUAAUGUCAUAUUUCAGGACUUAGCGUUGACGUGAAGGCGAGGAAAUGGGUUUCGGGUAAAAAAGGAGGACAUUGGAGUGGAAGAGGAAAAUAUCCGGCCAGGAGUUAAAAAUACCCGGCCGGGUAAAUUGCUAAGGGAGGCCGGGGAUUCACGUUUUUGGACUCCAAGAAGGAGGGGUUCUGGCCAAAGAGGAAAAAUACCCGAUCGGGUAUUUUGGACCACAACCGGGUAUUAAUCCCGUAUGCGAUGCUGUGCGUUUUGAAAUCCCCGGCCGGACACCUGAAAUACCUGGCUAGGUAUUAUGGCCGAGGAUCGCGAUCUGCUGGUUCUUAAGGGAAAGAAGUUCAACUUUUGAAGGGUUCCGAGUUUUAGAGAGAAAAAUUUGAUACCUAGAGAGAGUGACGAACCUGACUCUCCAAGUGCCCUAGAUCGAUCUUCAUCACCAUUAGAGCCUGGCUUGAGCUUGGAGAAGUGCCGAUUGGUUGCCAGAAGCAUAAUCCCAUCCUUCACAGUAUGGUUUCCGCAUCUAAGCUAGAUUUCCCUUCUCUCUCUAUGGAGUAAACUUUCUCAUUCACCUGGGUAUAAAGAACCCUAGAUUGUAUGUUAGGUCUGAUUGUAUGAACCCAAGUACGAAUUCAGUGAUAUGAUUAUAUUCAAUUGAGGUUUGAUUUCUUGAAUGGAAUGAAUCCUGAUCAAAUUCCUGUUAUUUCUACUUUGACCUAGAAAGAGAAUAUAUGCCUAGGUUGAUAGAGCACCCGUGAUUGAAGGUAGUGAAUUGACGACUUUAGUCGAGGAGUCAAUUCACUAUUAUGUACCGGAUUUACUUCGACAGAGGAGGUUUGGUUCAUUAGGGCCUCAAUCUGUUUACUCCGGUGGAGGUUAGUCGCCCGAUGGGGACUCAGAUUGAGAGGGUCUGGAGACCUUUAGUCGAGACUGCAGACUGUUUAAGAACCUCCCGCUGUAUAACUAUCUUUGAACUUGAACUUGAUGAAUUACAACCUGGCUUAACUGCAGUCUAGGGGGAACCAUAUCUGGGUGACCUCUCUCAAAUUGAACACAACUUCCACUACUUUGUGAUGAGAGGGCCCAUAAUUCGUUUGUAGUUUCUGAGAUUUUCGAUGUCUGGGGCAUUGAAUUCAUGGGUCCCUUUCCUUCUUCGUUUUGUAAUAAGUAUAUCUUGGUUGAGGUGGCCUACGUCUUUAGGUGGACAGAAGCUCAAGUCAUGCCCACCAAUGACGCAAGACGAGUCAGCUCAUUUCUGAAGCAGCUUUUCUCCUGGUUCUGGAUACCCCGAGAAAUCAUUAGCGACAAAGGAACCCACUUUCAGGGGCAGUUCACUAAGCUCCUCUCUCGCUAUGAUGUGACACACAAGGUGUCGGUGGCUUACCAUCCCCAAACAAAUGGUCAAGUCGAGCUGACGAUCCGGGAGCUAAAACGGAUAAUACAAAAGACAGCGGAUCAAUCCGGUAAAGAUUGGUCCACCAAGCUCGAUGAUGCUCUGUGGGCAUACUGGACGACCUACAAGACACCGAUUGAGACCUCUCCCUAUUGGCUUGCCUAUUGAAAGGCCUAUCAUCUGCCCGUUGAGCUAGAGCACAAUGCAUUUUGGGCCCUUAAGCUGCUAAACCUUGAUGUGAGUCUUGCAGGUACUGAAUGAAAAUGCAGUUGGUGG